Molecule: messenger RNA, 612 nt
Organism: Dictyostelium purpureum
Lineage: Eukaryota; Evosea; Eumycetozoa; Dictyosteliales; Dictyosteliaceae
Exons: 5
Coding region: 1-612 (203 amino acids)
Source: RefSeq, a predicted model, not a curated record
AUGAAAUCAAUAUUAUUAUUAAUUUGUAUUAUUUUAUGCAGUACUAUUUAUAUCUCCAAUGCAGACUAUUUAGAAUAUAGAAAAGUUCAUUUAGUUGAUAAAACAGAGCCACUACCAAACGGGAAUGUAAAUUAUAUAUUUAGAGGAAAUGAACCAAAGGUCAAUAUCAAUGGAACCAACUACUUUGCAUACGAAGAAUUAAUCAAUUGUUUAGUCAAUAACAGCUAUAGCUUAGGUGUCAAAUUACGACCAUCAUUUAGCAAAACAUUCUUUAAUGCAAACCCAGAAUAUGGUCAAUUUAAUACCAACAUCACAUUAGGUGAUUUAAUUGACCCAAAUUUUGUACCAGAAAAAGAGUUAGAAAAGUGGGGCUAUAGAAUUCCAUUCUACCAUGAAAUUUUAAAUACUCAACACGAUUUACCAGUGGUGAAUGCGGUUGUGAUAGAACUGUAUCUCAAUUACUCAUUUAAACAAGCCAUGGAAUGGGAUUAUAGUGUUGCUGGUCGUAGAAUUAUGAUUAACCAUCAAUGGGCCGCACAAUGGUAUUGUUAUUAUCUUAAAUACGCUGAAAAUCAAGACAUUGAUUGCACAUCUCCACCACUUUUCCUUUAA